Molecule: messenger RNA, 1411 nt
Organism: Coccomyxa subellipsoidea C-169
Lineage: Eukaryota; Viridiplantae; Chlorophyta; Trebouxiophyceae; Coccomyxaceae
Product: protein serine/threonine phosphatase 2C
Exons: 8
Coding region: 350-1411 (353 amino acids)
Biological process (GO): protein dephosphorylation
Molecular function (GO): protein serine/threonine phosphatase activity
Source: RefSeq, a predicted model, not a curated record
UGGUGCGGCAUCAUUCAGUGCGGCAUCAUUCGACUGUCAUGCAGAAAAUUGGCAACCGUGAGAAAGAGUAAGGGAGGUUGCUGUGGUUAUUGAGGGAAAAGACGGAACCUUCAGGCCAGGCGCACCCCUCAAGUCUCUGUGUGCAGGUCAAGUCAGGCAGCCUCUCGACAGGCAUAUCACAUUGAUCGGAUAGCACGAUAUUAUUAUACACGAAUGUUGUGAGACUUACGAUCGACCAACUGUCGGCUUGAGCGAGGAUAGUCAACUCUAACGGACGAUCGGGCAGUACAAAGGGCAUGGACGACUUCGCGACGGGUCCACCCCAGGCCCCGGUGAAGAGGACAAGAACAUGAGCGAGGGGCGCAGCUCAAUAGAGAGCGCAACCAUGCCUGACGGCGCGCAGGCGGCCAGCUUGGGAGGUGCAGCCGCCGCAGACCCUCUCCAUGGCGGGCCCGGCACCGGGGUGCUGGCCAUGGGGCUGCCCGCCAUUCCCCCCACGCUGGACAUCUUCUAUGGGGCUGCAGAGGACAGGAGCUCGCGCGACUACAUGCAGGACCGGCACACGAUAGUGAGCGAGCUGCUGCCGGACUCCAGCGAACCCUGGGCUGCCAGCCUGGCGUCCAUCGAGCCUCGAAGCUUUGCGGCGGUCUAUGACGGCCACAAGCGCAGCGAGUCAGCAGAGACGGCGCGCCAUCGGCUGCAUGCCCUCCUGGCCAAGGAGCCGGCGGUGUUUGGGAUGCAGGGGCAGAGCGCGCGGGACGAGGUGUUUGGCGCGAUCAAGAGGGCGUUCCUGACGCUGGACGAUGAGAUCCUGACACAAGCGCACGAAAGCGGUUGCGCUGACUGCCAAUUUGGCGGCACCACCGCCCUCAUGGCCCUGCGCAUCGGCCAUGUGCUGUAUCUGGCUCACGUGGGGGACAGCGGGGCGGUGAUGGUGUGCACGGCGUACGACCUGCACUUCCCGCUGCGGCUGACCACGGACCACAAGCCCAACCGGCCGGACGAGCAUGCGCGCAUCGCCGGGGCCGGGGGCGCCAUCGACGAGCGCCACAACCGCGUCGUGUCCGAGCCCAAGCCCCACAACGGCCGCGUCACCCUCCUCUCCAUGUCCCGGUGUCUGGGGGACGCGCCCUUCAAGGCAGAUGGGAAGGAGGUGGUGGACUGCACGCCCGAGAUGCGGCGCAUUGAGUUGCAGCCGGGCGACUCAGCGGUCGUGCUCGCUACGGAUGGCCUCUGGGAUGUCAUGUCCGACACCGACGUCGUCAGCAUUGUCACAAAGGUGCGCGGGGAGCUGGGGACAAUCGAUGACGGGGCGGCCGCACGCGUGGCGCAGGCGCUGGUGGAUGAGUCACUGCGCAAGGGAACGCGCGACAACAUCACCGCUCUUGUGCUGCUCAACACCUGGUCCUAG